CAAAUUUACAAGGCAAAAACAUAUUAGUAUUAUGUCAGCUUUUCGAGCUACACGUGUGUAUUGCAUAUGGUUAGGCCUACAAGCUUUUAGUUUUCUUUAAUGAAGUUGGACGAGCAUUACAGUGGUGAGAUUUAAACAAAGAAGAUAAACUUAAACUAUAGUUACUUCCUGUUUCCUGUUUGAUGUAUUAUUUUAUGCUUGGUUUAGAGGUUUAUACUAUCUAAAGAUGGAAUCCCCACUAAAUUUGGCUCACCAGCAGGCCAGGAAGGCUGAUAUGAUGAUGAAAUCUGGAAAAUUUGAAAGUGCAAUUUGUUGCCACAGGAGAGCAUCAGAGCAUUUGCUGGAGGCCAUGUUACAGACACAUUGCCAGCACGCUUUGGAAUCCCUGCGUCUACAACAUCAACACCAUCUCCGCCAGCAGGACAUCCUUCAGGAAAAACAGAUUUGUGUGGAAAAAACAUUGUUAUGGCAGAAUCGAUCCCGGAACACUGUGAGCCAGGCAUCGCAGACACAGGGAGCCCAUCAACCGAGUCAGAAUGAUGUGGAUGCUGAUGCUGACCUCUUUCUGAGAGCUGAUGGUGAGGAACUGUACAAGACUCUGACAGAGACGGAUAGUCUCUUGAACUUCCUCGCUCUGAGAAAGCAGAGUCUGUCCCUGGCUUACCAGAGAGACACGCAGCCGAAACCAGAGUUUGUGAAGAUUCCCAAGGACGACAAGACUGUGAUUGAGGAAUUGCGAAUACACAAUGACGAGCUGAGGAGGUGCAUACGGCAGUUGCUGGAGGAGGUGGAAGACCUAAGAAAGGAGAAUCGAGUUCUGCCUUCACAGAUGGACAAGAAGGAGCAGUCGGGACAGAUAGGUGAAGAGUUUUUGACAUUCGACCUGCCACCUCUAGAAAUGCCGACUUUAAAUCUGGAUAUGUGGAAGUCGGACUGCAAAGAUCAAGACACCAGUUUUGAAGAAAGUGUCUCAACGGUGGAAGAUCAUGUCUAAAUGUUCUUUACAGUCGGAAUCAGAAAGUUUUGUCUGGGAAAGAGGGUGGGGACUAGGUUAGACAUUUUUAAUAUGUGAUGUCUCAGUAAUUUUUAAGAAAUAUAAAUAACACUGAAGCAUCAAGUUGUGAUCAAGAACAGAUUGUGUUGUGAGUGUGUUAAUUAUGUGUUGAUAUUGAAGAUUCUGAACAUAAAAGGAACAAGAUGUACUUCAGUAGAGUGAUUGCCAGGGGUGCUCGUGUCAUACGACUCAUGUGCUAUACAUCAAGUGUCCACAAAUCAGUCUAUUUUUGGAAUAGAGGAAUAAAGUUCUAGUGAUACUGAAGUUUGCAAUUUUGUAUUUUAGUUUACAGUUGAAUUCACCACGUAACCAGCUGGCGGUUUGCAUGAAUUUAAAGUUGCUCACCCCACACAUGGACAGAACAGUGGAACAUGCCAAAUAUUGUGCUCUGUGAUGAUUAAUUAAUAAUUUCAUUCUACAGAUUUCAUUAAACAAAAAUAAAAUAAUGUGAAGGAAAAGCACGACAAUGGAUUGGAAAUGUUAAGGAAUAUCUAAAUUUAAAGUGCUAUGCAGGAAAUAAUUUUAAUACAGAAUGAUGACUCAGUCUUGCAUUAUAACCUUGUCAUCUGAAAGAGGAGGUACAGCUGGAAAGUCCAAUUAAAAAAACAGAGAGGUCACACAUUCAUGGAGUUUUUUUUCUUGUGACUAAUCAAAAGGUGGCAUCAUAAAACAGACCUACAUGCAGUUCGGAGCAACAGAAUUACCAGAAAUCAUUAUGGUUGUGGCAAACAUUUCUGUGUACACUGAUACUCUUAAACGAGCAGGAUUGUAUGAUCAAGAAUAACUUAAUUCUACUUUAUCUCUUUUGUAUGUCAGUUUGCUAAUAAAUAUAGACUUUUUUUUAAAAUGGCAAUUAUAGAAGUAGUAAAGAAAAUUUAAUCAUAGACUCCACAUUAAGGUCUAGUACACUUUUUGUCAGUGUUACGUUAGUAAGUUUUGUUCAGAUGAUUUAUAAAUUAUAGAGGUUAUCAAGUUUUUUGUAAUUUUAUACCAUAUAAAAAGAAAAAUGCUGAAAGUAUCCACUGGUCCUUAAAUUUAUUUAGCAUAGUGUUAUGGUCUAAUUUUUGUGUACACACAAAUGUGAAAUGAAAAUUUAAUAUACUGUUAUUGUUGUUUAGAAAAGUGAAUAAAUGUCGAAAUGAU
Gigantopelta aegis is the source of this 2197-nucleotide messenger RNA. RefSeq names its product nuclear receptor-binding factor 2-like. The record is from RefSeq and is a predicted model, not a curated record. Gene Ontology annotation, biological process: autophagy. The transcript is spliced from 3 exons. NCBI's taxonomy places the organism in Eukaryota, Metazoa, Mollusca, Gastropoda, Neomphalida, Peltospiridae. Bases 227 to 994 code for a protein of 255 amino acids.